This is a messenger RNA of Eubalaena glacialis (North Atlantic right whale), 5334 nucleotides long. It is a transcript of the gene MAP3K1, whose product is annotated as mitogen-activated protein kinase kinase kinase 1. Gene Ontology annotation, molecular function: ATP binding; zinc ion binding; protein kinase activity. Gene Ontology annotation, biological process: protein phosphorylation. Bases 135 to 4661 code for a protein of 1508 amino acids. The transcript is spliced from 20 exons. The record is from RefSeq and is a predicted model, not a curated record. NCBI's taxonomy places the organism in Eukaryota, Metazoa, Chordata, Mammalia, Artiodactyla, Balaenidae.
GGGCCGCGCUCACGCAGUUGGCGCAGGCGGCCUUACGCUAGAGGCGCAGUGCCCGCCCGUCCGCCCGCCCCCUGCACUCUCCCCGCCCCCUCCCUCCCUCACAGGGGCCGAGCGAAUGUAGCCCGCGAGAGAAAAUGGCGGCGGCGGCGGGGAAUCGCGCCUCGUCCUCGGGAUUCCCGGGCGCCGGGGCGGCAAGCCCCGAAGCGGGCGGCGGCGGAGGGGCCCUCAAGGCGAGCAGCACGCCCGCGGCAGCCGCGGGGCUGCUGCGGGAGGCGGGCAGUGGGGGCCGCGAGCGGGCGGACUGGCGGCGGCGGCAGCUGCGCAAAGUGCGGAGUGUGGAGCUGGACCAGCUGCCCGAGCCGCCGCUUUUCCUCACCGCCUCGCCGCCGUCCUCCUCCACUUCCCCGUCGCCGGAGCCCGCGGACGCGGCCGCUGGCGGGAGCGGUUUCCAGCCUGUGGCGGUGCCGCCGCCCCACGGAGCCGCGAGCCGCAGCGGCGCCCACCCUGCAGAACCGGCGGCCGCACUGGACAGCGGCGCCCCGAGCCCCGCGGGGGCCGAGCCCGGGGAGAAGCGGACGCCCGCCUCCGAGCCGCCUCUUGCGGCGGCCCCAGCCGGGCGUGAGAUGGAGAAUAAAGAAACUCUCAAGGGGUUGCACAAGAUGGACGAUCGCCCAGAAGAACGAAUGAUUAGGGAGAAACUGAAGGCAACCUGUAUGCCAGCCUGGAAGCACGAAUGGCUGGAAAGGAGAAACAGGAGAGGCCCUGUGGUGGUAAAACCAGUCCCUAUUAAAGGAGACGGAUCUGAAAUUAAUACCUUGGCAGCUGAGUCUCAAGGAGAGGGCCAGGCAAGCGCUGCUUCCUCAGCUCCCAAAGGCCGACGCAGUCCUUCCCCUGGCAGCUCCCCAUCAGGUCGCACAGUGAAAUCUGAAUCUCCAGGAGUAAGGAGAAAAAAAGUUUCCCCGGUGCCUUUUCAGAGCGGGAGAAUCACACCACCUCGAAGAGCCCCUUCACCAGAUGGCUUCUCACCAUACAGCCCUGAGGAAACAAACCGCCGUGUAAACAAAGUGAUGCGGGCCAGGCUGUACUUACUGCAGCAAAUAGGGCCCAACUCCUUCCUGAUUGGAGGAGACAGCCCAGACAAUAAAUACCGGGUGUUUAUUGGGCCUCAGAACUGCAGCUGUGGGCGUGGAACAUUUUGUAUUCAUCUACUAUUUGUUAUGCUCCGAGUGUUUCAGCUAGAACCUUCAGACCCAAUGUUAUGGAGAAAAACUUUAAAGAAUUUUGAGGUUGAGAGUUUGUUCCAGAAAUAUCACAGUAGGCGUAGCUCAAGGAUCAAAGCUCCAUCUCGUAACACCAUCCAGAAGUUUGUUUCACGCAUGUCAAAUUCUCAUACAUUGUCAUCAUCUAGCACGUCUACAUCUAGUUCAGAAAACAGUAUAAAAGAUGAAGAGGAACAGAUGUGUCCUAUUUGCUUGUUGGGCAUGCUUGAUGAAGAAAGUCUUACAGUGUGUGAAGAUGGCUGCAGGAACAAGCUGCACCACCAUUGCAUGUCAAUUUGGGCGGAAGAAUGUAGAAGAAAUAGAGAACCUUUAAUAUGUCCCCUUUGUAGGUCUAAGUGGAGAUCCCAUGAUUUCUACAGCCACGAGUUGUCAAGCCCUGUGGAUUCCCCUUCUUCCCUGCGAGCUGCACAGCAGCAAACCACACAGCAGCAUCCCUUGGCUGGAUCACAACGAAGGAAUCAAGAGAGCAAUUUUAAUCUUACUCAUUACGGAACUCAGCAGAUCCCUCCUGCUUAUAAAGAUUUAGCUGAGCCAUGGAUUCAGGUAUUUGGAAUGGAACUCGUUGGCUGCUUAUUUUCUAGAAACUGGAAUGUAAGAGAGAUGGCUCUCAGACGUCUUUCCCACGAUGUUAGCGGGGCUCUGCUGUUGGCAAAUGGGGAGAGCACUGGAAAUUCCGGGAGCAACGGCGGGAGCAGCCCGAGUGCUGGAGCUGCCAGUGGGUCUUCCCAGACCAGUGUCUCAGGAGAUGUGGUGGAGGCAUGCUGCAACGUUUUGUCAAUGGUCUGUGCUGACCCUGUCUACAAAGUGUACGUUGCUGCUUUAAAAACGUUGAGAGCCAUGCUAGUAUAUACUCCUUGCCAUAGUUUGGCAGAAAGAAUCAAACUGCAGAGACUUCUCCGGCCAGUUGUAGACACCAUCCUAGUCAAGUGUGCAGAUGUCAAUAGUCGCACAAGUCAGCUGUCUAUAUCAACGCUAUUGGAAUUGUGCAAAGGCCAAGCAGGAGAGUUGGCCGUUGGCAGAGAAAUACUUAAAGCUGGAUCCAUUGGUAUUGGUGGUGUUGAUUAUGUCUUAAAUUGUAUUCUUGGAAACCAAACUGAAUCAAACAACUGGCAAGAACUCCUGGGCCGCCUUUGUCUCAUAGAUAGACUGCUGUUGGAAUUUCCUGCUGAAUUUUACCCUCAUACUGUCAGUACUGAUGUUUCACAAGCUGAGCCUGUUGAAGUCAGGUAUAAGAAGCUGCUGUCCCUCUUAACCUUUGCUUUGCAGUCCAUUGAUAAUUCCCACUCAAUGGUUGGUAAACUCUCCCGAAGGAUAUAUUUGAGUUCUGCAAGAAUGGUUACUGCAGUACCCCAUGUAUUUUCAAAACUGUUAGAAAUGCUGAAUGUUUCCAGUUCUACUCAUUUUACCAGGAUGCGUCGUCGUUUGAUGGCUAUUGCAGAUGAGGUGGAAAUUGCUGAGGCCAUCCAGCUGGGCAUAGAAGACACUUUGGAUGGUCGACAUGACAGCUUUUUGAAGGCAUCAGUCCCUAACAGCUGUCCAGAAGCCACAGAGAACAGUUCCUUUGAGCGCACAGACCAUUUAGAGAAAACUGGAAAAGGACUGUGUGCUACAAAAUUGAGUGCCAGUUCAGAGGACAUUUCUGACCGACUGGCCAGCAUUUCAGUAGGACUUCCUAGUUCAACAACAAUGGAGCAGCCAAAGCCAAUGGUUCAAACAAAAGGCAGACCCCACAGUCAGUGUUUGAACUCCUCUCCUUUAUCUCAUCAUUCCCAACUAAUGUUCCCAGCCUUGUCAAGCCCUUCUUCAUCUGCCCCAUCUGUACCACCUGGCACCGUAACAGAUGUCUCUAAGCAUAGACCUCAGGGGUUUGUUCCCUGCAAAAUACCUUCUGCAUCUCCUCAAACACAGCGCAAGUUUUCUCUACAGUUCCAGAGAAACUGUUCUGAAAACAAAGACUCAGAUAAACUUUCCCCAAUCUUUACUCAGUCAAGACCCCUGCCCUCCAGUAAUAUACACAGGCCAAAGCCAUCUCGACCUACCCCAAGUAAUACAAGUAAACAGGGAGAUGCCUCAAAAAAUAGCAUGACACUUGAUUUGAACGGUAGUUCCAAAUGUGAUGAUGGCUUUGGCAGCAGCAGCAAUAGCAGUAAUGCUGUUAUACCUAGUGACGAGACAGUGUUCACCCCAGUAGAGGAGAAAUGCAGAUUAGAUGUCAAUACAGAGCUCAACUCCAGUAUUGAGGACCUUCUUGAAGUGUCUAUGCCUUCAAGUGACACAACAGUAACUUUUAAGUCAGAAGUUGCUGUGCUCUCUCCUGAAAAGGAUGAAAAUGAUGAUACCUACAAAGAUGAUAUGAAUCAUAAUCAAAAGUGCAAAGAAAAAAUGGAAGCUGAAGAAGAAGAAGCUUUAGCGAUUGCCAUGGCAAUGUCAGCAUCUCAGGAUGCCCUCCCCAUAGUUCCUCAACUACAGAUUGAAAAUGGAGAAGACAUCAUCAUUAUUCAACAAGAUACACCAGAGACUCUACCAGGACAUACCAAAGCAAAACAACCUUAUAGAGAAGACACUGAAUGGCUGAAAGGUCAGCAGAUAGGCCUUGGAGCAUUUUCUUCUUGUUAUCAGGCUCAAGAUGUGGGAACUGGAACUUUAAUGGCUGUUAAACAGGUGACGUAUGUCAGAAAUACAUCUUCUGAGCAAGAAGAAGUAGUAGAAGCAUUAAGGGAGGAGAUAAGAAUGAUGAGCCAUCUGAAUCAUCCAAACAUCAUUAGGAUGUUGGGAGCCACAUGUGAGAAGAGCAAUUAUAAUCUCUUCAUUGAAUGGAUGGCAGGGGGAUCUGUGGCUCAUUUGCUCAGUAAAUAUGGAGCCUUCAAGGAAUCAGUAGUUAUUAACUAUACUGAACAAUUACUUCGUGGCCUUUCAUAUCUCCAUGAAAACCAGAUCAUUCACAGAGAUGUCAAAGGUGCCAAUUUGCUAAUUGACAGCACAGGUCAGAGACUGAGAAUUGCUGAUUUUGGAGCUGCAGCCAGGUUGGCAUCAAAAGGAACUGGUGCAGGAGAGUUUCAGGGACAGUUAUUGGGGACAAUUGCAUUUAUGGCACCUGAGGUCCUAAGAGGUCAGCAGUAUGGUAGGAGCUGUGAUGUAUGGAGUGUUGGCUGUGCUAUUAUAGAAAUGGCUUGUGCUAAACCACCUUGGAAUGCAGAAAAACACUCCAAUCAUCUUGCUUUGAUAUUUAAGAUUGCCAGUGCAACUACUGCUCCAUCAAUCCCUUCACAUUUGUCUCCUGGUUUACGAGAUGUGGCUCUUCGCUGUUUAGAACUUCAACCUCAGGACAGACCUCCAUCAAGAGAGCUACUGAAGCAUCCAGUCUUCCGUACUACAUGGUAGCCAAUUAUACAAAUAAACUGUAAUGGAGACAGGAUGCUCAACAAGAGAAAAAACUUUUGUGGGGAACCACAUUGAUAAUCUGCUGGCCUUCAUGCCACUGAACAGCUAUGAACAAGAUCAGUGGGGAACCCUUACCUAAGUAUGUGAUUGACAAAUCAUGAUUUGUACCUAAGCUUAGUAUGCAAAAGUCCACAAUUUGUGCAGAAACUGUAAACUGUGCCUUUCAAAGAACUGGCCUUAGGUAAACAGGAAAGCAAUGAAGUUUGCAUGAUUAAUUAACAGAAGCAUAAUUUUUUGGAGCACUUUUUCAGCAAUAUUAGCAGCUGAGGGGCUCAGGAUCUGUUUUAAUGUUUCAGUUAUUCUUCCAUUUCAUAUUGUGAUCACAAGCAGGGGGUUCUGCAGUUCCUUUUUUUUUUUUUUUGGUCACUGGCUAUAAAAAUCAGUAUCUGCCUCUUUUAGGUCAGAAUAUGCUAUAAGUAGCAGUAAAUAAAUAUAUUUUUAAAAGUUGAUAACUUCUUUAUGACCCACAAUUGACCUUUAUCUUUUUAAAUGCCUGGGCAAUUGUGGUUCAUUGUGCAUUUUACUGUUGGCCCAUUCAUUUCGUUUUUGGAAAUUAUGGUUCUAUAUUUUCAUUUCACCUUCAUUUAUGUUUAAUAUUCAGGGAAAGGUGAUC